GCGCGAAGUGCGGAGCUGCGAGUCCGAUUGUCACAAGUGCAGGGCAGCCUACACUUGCACGCAAGAUGAUACCGAGUCUCUCGCUGGCCGUCCUGCUCGCCGCGACCGUCUUUAAUAUCGUCUCGGCGGAUGGAGGACACGGAGGGCACUCGCACGUUGUCAUCCACGUGCCCUACAAGAUCAAAACCAUCCAUCACACGCACACCAUCACGAAGCACGUCCACCAUGGCGGCGGCGGAGGUGACAAGUACGAAGUUCUUGGAUAUACUGUGGGACACCCCGUUGAUUUGGGCGGCCAUGGGGGUGGAGGUGGUCAUGGACUCCAUGGUGGAGGGAACGAUAUCGGUGGAUGGUCAGGACACAGUGGAUUUGGAUCCAGUGGAGGUGGCGGCGACUUUGGCGGAGGCUUUGGUGGUCACGAGGGUCACUAAGGGCUGCAAAGCCCUUCUUUAUACCAAAUUCAUUUAAUUAUCUUAUUGUUAACGAUCCCUAUCUCUCUGCUUUAGUCCAAAACCGCCAGUAUUAUUUUCGACACAUUUCCGGCUCUCGGUACGGACGUCUCCCUUAUUCUGCAUUCCCCGUUCGACAA
Messenger RNA from Orussus abietinus, 589 nucleotides. Its product is annotated as glycine-rich cell wall structural protein. The transcript is spliced from 3 exons. The coding region runs from base 66 to 431 and encodes 121 amino acids. The record is from RefSeq and is a predicted model, not a curated record. Lineage: Eukaryota; Metazoa; Arthropoda; Insecta; Hymenoptera; Orussidae.